CUCUGGUUGGACCAUGCUAGUUUACAACCUCAUGUGUUGUGGAACUUUUGUAACAUAUUAUGGUUGAUAACUUUAACAUUAUACCUCAUAGCACAUAUCGGCUCUAGUGUGAGUUCUCAUGAGGUGAUGCUGCAUGUGUUGCGCUCUCCUCUGCAGAGGACUCUCAUCCCUCUACAAUGGAGAUGUCAACGCUGCCUCUUCUCCUUCAAGCCUCAUUCUCUUCAGGGCGAGGAGUCCACGGAGAACCGCAUGAACCCCCUGAACAUUCAGAUGCUGUCAAAGAACCUCCAUGACCAGAUCUUCCGAGGGCAGGAACCAGAGUACAGAGAGGAGGAAGUGGAGCGCAGCAUCAGGCACCUGCAGAAACAUCAGCUGUGGGGGAAGGAAACUUCACUGCUGCCUGAAGUGGAGCUGAAGCUUCCCCAAAUGUAUGGCAACAAUAUUGACGAGCACUUUCGAAUCUUGGCCCAGAAGCAAAGUCUACCCUACCUUGAGGCGGCCACCGAGCUGCAGCUGGCGGAGAUCCCUGCCAUGCCUCAGGAGUGGAGCUGGGAGGUCGGCUGGACACGCUAUGGGCCAGAUGGGGAGAGUCAGAAGGUUGAUUUCCCAGAGGAGACUGCACUGGUGUUUGAUGUGGAGGUGUGCAUGGCGGAGGGAAGGUGUCCCACAAUGGCUGUUGCUAUGUCUCCCACUAACUGGUACUCCUGGUGUAGUAAGCGUCUGAUUGAAGAGCGGUACUCGUGGUCAAACCAGUUGACGCUAGCUGACCUCAUCCCCUUGGAGACAUCGAUCAACUCUGCCCGCCCACCAGGGGGUCAGUGGAAGGAGAGGCUCAUAGUAGGCCAUAAUGUCAGUUUUGACAGAACAUUCAUUAAGGAGCAAUACUUACUAAAGGGUUCUAAGGUGCGCUUCAUGGAUACCAUGAGCCUUCACAUGGCCAUCUCUGGGCUGACAGGGUUUCAGCGCACACUGUGGAUGGCCAAUAAGAUGGGUAAAAGGAGGGGUCUUCAGGAGGUCAAGGAACACUUUAAAAAAGCUGGACAGAAACGGGAAGGUCCAGCGAUCGGCUCCUGGGACUGGGUUAAUAUUAGCAGCAUUAACAACCUGGCUGAUGUCCAUGCUCUGUAUGUGGGAGGACCACCACUGAAGAAAGAGGCCAGAGAGAUAUUUGUGAAGGGAAGCAUGGCGGAUGUCAGGAACAACUUCCAGGAGUUAAUGCAGUACUGUGCCAUGGACGUCGACGCCACACAUCAUGUCUUCACAGAACAGCUUCCCCUCUUUAUGGAGAGGUGCCCUCAUCCAGUGACGUUCGCAGGGAUGCUGGAGAUGGGUGUGAGCUACCUCCCUGUCAAUCAAAACUGGGGGCGUUACCUGGAAGAUUCUCAGGACAUUUACGAAGAGCUACAGAGAGAGAUGAAGAAAUCUCUGAUGACUUUAGCGGAUGAUGCCUGCCAGCUGCUGCAGGAUGACAGAUAUAAAGAAGACCCCUGGCUCUGGGAUCUUGAGUGGGAUGUACAGGAGUUCAAGGUGAAGAAAGUACCAGUCAGCAAAAAUAAAAAGUCCAAAAAGGAAGCAGAAACAAAAGUUGGUACUCCACUUCCAGACUCGGAAGAAGACCCAGGCCCACCCUCUGAAGAGGAGACGGAAGGCCCUUGCCCCAGCAGGCUGGCUGUGGAGAAGCUGAAAGACACAUUGAGUCGACUUCCUAAGAGAAGACAGCAUCUGCCUGGACAUCCAGGCUGGUACCGUAAGCUGUGUGAGAAGAUGUCUGCGGAGGACAGCUGGUCCCCGGGAGCCAACCUCAUCAGUCUACAGAUGAGAGUCACUCCUAAGCUGAUGGGUCUGACCUGGGAUGGCUUCCCCCUGCACUACACAGACAAACAUGGCUGGGGCUACCUGGUGCCUGGACGCAGGGAUAACCUGGUGUCAGAGGAGGAGGAGGAGGAGGAGGAGGAGGAGGAGGAGGAGGAGGAGGAGGAGGAGGAAGAGGAGGAGGGGGAGGGGGAAGGGCCUGUGUGCCCUCACAGAGCUAUUGAGAGUGUUUACAGAGAGUAUUGUGAGCAGAUCAGCAAAGCACGGCCUGAGUAUCAGGACUGCCACCCUUCAGAGGACCUCGUGUGGACGGACAGCACCAUGUGGGCCAAGGUGGAGGAGUUUGGCUCCUUGGAGAGUCUGACAGAAAAAAAUGGAGUCAGAAUGAUGAAAAAUGGGGAGAAGAAGACAAACAAGUUUCAAGAUCCACAUAACGUCCCAGAGGAGAGCCACUGCCAUUAUCACCAUGGAAACGGUCCCUACAGCGAUGUUGAUAUUCCAGGGUGCUGGUUUUUCAAAUUACCUCAUAAGGAUGGAAAUCACAACAAUGUUGGCAGUCCCUUUUCAAAAGACUUCCUGUCCAAGAUGGAGGAUGGGACCCUCAGGGCCGGACAUGGUGGAACCAACGCUACACGAGCUCUGGAGAUUAACAAAAUGAUGUCCUUCUGGAGGAAUGCCCAUAAACGCAUUAGUUCUCAGAUGGUGCUGUGGCUGCGAAAGGGGGAGCUCCCUCGUACUGUCAGCAGACACAAAGAGUUUGAUGAAGAGGGCCAGUAUGGGGCCAUAUUACCUCAGGUCGUCACCGCUGGAACCGUCACACGCAGAGCCGUGGAGCCAACAUGGCUGACAGCCAGUAACGCACGGCGGGACCGGGUGGGCAGUGAGCUGAAGGCCAUGGUGCAGGUGCCCCCUGGAUAUCACCUGGUGGGAGCAGAUGUAGAUUCUCAAGAGUUGUGGAUCGCUGCUGUGCUCGGAGAGGCUCACUUUGCUGGCAUGCACGGCUGCACAGCGUUCGGCUGGAUGACCCUGCAGGGGAAGAAGAGUCAGGGCACCGACCUGCACAGCCGCACUGCAGACACUGUGGGCAUCAGCCGAGAGCACGCCAAGGUGUUCAACUACGGACGCAUUUACGGAGCGGGACAACCCUUUGCUGAGAGGCUGCUGAUGCAGUUCAAUCACCGGCUCGAUCAGACAGAAGCUGCCAGUAAGGCCAUGCAGAUGUACGCCUUGACAAAGGGCAUACGCAGGUACCAAUUGUCCGAGGAGGGUGAGUGGCUGGUCAAUGAACUGGAUAUAGAGGUGGAGAGGGAGGAAGAUGACAGUGUCACCCUGCAGGAGUUAAGAAGGAUCACUAGACUGGCCUCACAGUCCUCUCGGCGGAAGAGCUGGAAUAUGGUGGAGAAACGCCUGUGGGCGGGAGGUACGGAGUCGAGUAUGUUCAACGAGCUGGAGAGGAUCGCUCAUUCAGCCCAGCCAGCCACUCCGGUUCUAGGCUGCAGGAUCAGCAGAGCCCUGGAGCCCGAGGCAGUGAAGAAUGAGUUCAUCACCAGCAGAGUGAACUGGGUGGUGCAGAGCUCAGCGGUGGACUACCUCCACCUGAUGCUGGUGGCCAUGAAGUGGCUCCUGGAGGAGCACGACAUCGAUGGACGUUUCUGCAUAAGCAUCCACGACGAGGUGCGGUACCUGGUCUGCAGCGAAGACCGCCACCGAGCAGCGCUGGCUCUACAGAUCACAAACCUGCUCACAAGGAGCGUGUUCGCCCAUGCGUUAGACAUGAAGGACCUUCCCCAGUCAGUAGCUUUCUUCAGUGCCGUCGACAUUGACCAGUGUCUGAGGAAGGAGGUCAACAUGGACUGUGUGACCCCCUCCAACCCCACAGGUGUUGAGAGAAGAUACGGCCUAGCGCCUGGUGAGGCCUUGGACAUCUACCAAAUACUGGACAUCACUAGAGGCUCUCUGGACAGAGGGAGAUAGCACUGUGUGGGAGAAGCCUGUUAGUCAGAACAGCUCAAACACACGACUUAAAGCCAUUCAGCAGCUGCGCAAGUUCCACAUCAGUGAGGCUGAUUCUUAGCUCACUGUUUCCUCUUCUUCUUUUUGGGCUCCUCCUUGUCCUCUGCUUCCUGUGACUCGUUGGCCUACAAGAGAUGGAUGAAGAGUGAAACCAUUAGUGUGAAUGUGUAAGGAUGACAGACCCUGUUGUAGCUGCAGAGUGCACUGACCUCCUGACUGCCGUCCUGCUCCUGCAGAGCUGCGUCCAGAGAAGCAGCGUUGAUGCGGAAAUCUCUCGAGGUGCUCAACUUCAUGUACUGCAUCAGAUUGACCUGAACAGAGAAAUACACAGCUGCUGAUGAAACACUGUACAUGAGUGGCCUAACCUGUAGCAACACACUAACAGUGUUCAAGGAGCCAUUGAUCUGUUUUACAGGGAGCUGCAUAUUUCAGCUCACAUACCUUUGAUUUUUUUGAAAGUGUGAUGAGGAAUUUCUCGUACUGUUCAAUACUGAAGAUUACGUUAGGAAUGGCUUUUGUUUCACGCAGAAGUUUUGCCUGCCGAGGGAGAAAAAAAGGAAUUGAAGUUUGUUUUAAGUUGUUCAUUGUAUCUAUAUAUUGUUUUUGAUACAAUAAAGAAACUGUUAGAUUGUGAA
Gymnodraco acuticeps is the source of this 4460-nucleotide messenger RNA. RefSeq names its product polymerase (DNA directed), gamma (gene polg). Gene Ontology annotation, cellular component: gamma DNA polymerase complex; mitochondrion. Bases 127 to 3786 code for a protein of 1219 amino acids. The transcript is spliced from 23 exons. The record is from RefSeq and is a predicted model, not a curated record. Gene Ontology annotation, molecular function: 3'-5' exonuclease activity; DNA binding; DNA-directed DNA polymerase activity. NCBI's taxonomy places the organism in Eukaryota, Metazoa, Chordata, Actinopteri, Perciformes, Bathydraconidae. Gene Ontology annotation, biological process: mitochondrial DNA replication.